AUGUACCCGAGUUCACCCAUCCGAUCGGCCGCGGUGCCCCCGGCUCAGCUUUCUCCGCGCCCGCAGGCGAGGGCGAGGUCUUCUGCACAUCCACAGCGGCAACCGCAGCAGCCGCAGCCGCCGCAGCAACUGCCUGCAACGGAGUCGGACAUCACGGAGGUCUUCGACCCGGACUUCAAGUACAUCUACAACGUGUCGACGAAUGCGGUGGUGCACCUGCCGCCGGCGCGGCUGAACAUCACGCGUCUCGUGCUGUGCCGCAACUACCGCCCGUGCGAUCCGCGGAGCUGCGCGAUGGGCGGCAACUGCAAGUUUGUGCACGCGGACUGCGACUACGCGAAGCUGGAGGCGCACCCGAUCCACGUGAACUACAUCUGGCGCCACGAGAGCCUGUGCACGUACCCGCGCCUGCCACCGGGCGAGAAGCUCACCGUCUGGGCGCCGAACAACAAGCAGCCCGCCACCCUCAUUCCGUCUGAGCGCAUCCUCGUGACGAAGGGCUCGCAGGCGUACAUGAUUUGCCUCCAGUCUGUCCGGUCUGGUCUGGCGAGCCCGGAGGAGUUGGAGCACACCGCACCGCUCUCGCACUGCGCGCAUUACUACUUCAACCGGAUGUGCAACCGCGGUGAGCGCUGCAACUUUAUCCACGCCGUGCACGUCGACCCGAACGUGCAGGGCGACUUCAAGCGCGCACCGGGGCGGGGGCAGCACCACCCUACGCCGCCGUCAGACAAAGCGGGCGAUUCAAAUGCGAGGAGUGGCCGCGAGCGCAACACACGCAGCGGCGGCUACCACCACCACCGCGGCGGCAGCAGCGCGGCGGAGGCGUCGUCGUCGUCGUCGCGGACAAUCCCACCCGGCUCCGUCCGCAACGCGUCGUCCAGCGACAAACAAACACCGACCACCGCGACGGUCGUGUCGACGCCGCGCAUCGUCGCAGAGGACAACGAGGAGAACAGCGUGAACUCAUCCAGCCGUGCUCGGCGCUGCGGGCGCUCGUCGGAGUGGCGCCGCGACCUGUAUGCGCGUAUGAAAUUCGCUGCGUGUGGCGCGACGUCCCCCUACGCGAAUCGCAUCCACAGCUCUCAGACGCCGGAGGCGGAAGGGAGGGAGGAGGGCGACUUGAACGCGUCUCCUGCAGGCGGCGCACGGAGCUCCGCCGCAGCACGCACCGAUUAUGUUCCUCGGGUAGGCGCCGAGGCCCGUGCUGGAGCGACGUCACCGCCGCUUUCCACGUCCACCGCGUUGCCGUCCACCGACACGCCGCGGCGUCCUUCUGAUCGACCUUUACACGAGACGCAAGACGAGCCCCUGCAGCCGCGCGGUGCAGCGCAGUACGCCGGUGCCCCUGCAAACUCUUGCCUCGCUUCCGGACAGAUGGCGGAGCGAACCGUCGUGCCAGCGUUACAACCGUUCUGCUCUUUGUCGGCCUGCAGCGGCAGCCCGCAGACGCAGUCUUUCAGCUCGCCGGAGGUGUACUCGCAGGCCCGUGGAGGCUCCUUCUCGCCAAUGCAGUUCUCGUGGUUGGCACCGAGUGACAGCGGGUCCUCGCACUUCUCCCGAAGCCCUCUGCAACACGCCCAGUCGCAUCCGCCCAACCAGCAGCAGCAGCAACAACAAUACCCAGCACUGCGCAUCUCGCAGCCGCUGCCGACCUUCUCGCACUACCCGCUUCCCGUCAGCCUGCCAAGCCAUGACUUCGCUAGCCUGAAUGACAGCGACGUGCUCAACGCGAGCCACAUGGGCGACAGCGAGUCGGCGCACACGGUGAACGUCAUUCCGCGUACGCGCCGUCGUCGCGGCGCUGUGGUCAGCAUGGGCGCUCCGGCCCUUCACAACUCGACGCCGUGCCUCACCACGGUGGCGUGCUUCAGCGCACCGUCCUUCUUCCACUCCGCCCGCGCAGCUGCGGACGUCGAGGAGGACCUCGGCAGGUCGCUGCAGCAGGAUGGCGCAAUGCCUACUACCGAGCCGUAA
Molecule: messenger RNA, 1977 nt
Organism: Leptomonas pyrrhocoris
Lineage: Eukaryota; Euglenozoa; Kinetoplastea; Trypanosomatida; Trypanosomatidae
Exons: 1
Coding region: 1-1977 (658 amino acids)
Molecular function (GO): metal ion binding
Source: RefSeq, a predicted model, not a curated record